Messenger RNA from Python bivittatus (Burmese python), 1642 nucleotides. RefSeq names its product eva-1 homolog C (gene EVA1C). Lineage: Eukaryota; Metazoa; Chordata; Lepidosauria; Squamata; Pythonidae. The record is from RefSeq and is a predicted model, not a curated record. Gene Ontology annotation, molecular function: carbohydrate binding.
CCCGGCUGCCCUCCGCCGGCGCUCAAGCAGCGGCGCCGCGGGCUGGACCUCGCCGGGAUUUCCUCUUCGGGGAAAGUGUGUGGGAGCUGGGCAAAGCCUCCGCGCCGCUUUCCUCUUCCCGCCGGUUCCCGCCCCUUUCCUUCGCCUCCCUCUCCCUCGCGGAGCUUGCCUCCCCCGGCCGCCGCAGUCCUGGGAAGGACAGGGACUCUCUUGGCUGGAGCCGUCAUGUGACCAGAUUGGGCUGCCUGGAUCGCCGCCGCACCAUGAGCGAACUGGGGGCUGGGCAGAGCGCGAGCCGGCGCCAGGUAGCGCCCCGGCGGCUGCUGCUCCCUCGCCUCUUUUGCCUGCUCCUGGUCUGGACCAAAGAGAGCGCCGCGCUGGCUGACUUCUCAGGUUACCUAACCAAACUCCUGCGAAACCAUACUGUGUAUGCCUGUGACGGUGAUCAUUUGAGUCUCCAGUGUCCUCGGCAUUCAACAAUAAGUGUCCAAUCUGCAUAUUAUGGGCAAGCUUACCACUUGUGUAGUGCACAACAGCCUGAAGUCAUGAUGAAAGAGCCACUAAACUGUGUGGCACCUACUACCUUGCAGAAAGUACUGGAUGAAUGCCAGAACCUGAGAGCCUGCCAACUCCUUGUUAACAGUCGAGUUUUUGGAUCUGAGUUAUGUCCAGGAGUCACUAAAUACCUCCUAGUCUCCUUUAAAUGCAGACCUAGUGAAUAUAAAACUAGAUCAGUGUGUGAAAAUGAAGAACUGAAACUGCACUGUCAAGAAUCAAAAUUUCUUAACAUCUAUUCAGCCUCCUAUGGCAGGUCUGCACAUGAGAAAGACUUCUGUUCAACAAAAAUGGAUCACCUUCCCCAAUUUGAUUGCUUUUCCUAUUCAGCUUUAGAAGUAUUGUCGAAGAAGUGUUAUGGGAAACAAAGGUGUAGAAUUAUUGCUAAUAGUCAUAACUUUGGAAGACCAUGUAUGCCUGGGGUGAAAAAAUAUCUCAACGUCAGCUAUGCAUGUGUUCCCAGAUUCAUAUUGGCAGCAGUUGAUCCAAUGGUUGCCAUGCUCACUCCCUCUUGGAAGCCAAAAGAAGAUGAAUAUGAUAUAAAUUUUGAUCCAAAAGAAUCAAGAAUUCCAAAGAAGGAAGGAAUUAUAGUUAGCAGCAGUUUGGCUACAUUUGCAUACAUUAGAGAUCACCUUGAAAGAGCUGCUCUCUUGUUUGUGUCUAGUGUUUGUGUUGGCCUAAUGUUCACACUUUGUGCUCUGGUGAUGCACGUUUCUUGCUCUCAUGAUGUGGUAAAGCUGCGGAGGAUAAAAAGGCACCUGGUGCUAGAGAAUCAGAAAGCUAAUGAAAACAAUGAGGAGGAGGAGGAAGAGGAGGAUGAAGAGAGAGGGGAAUCUUCUGAUUCAGAUUUUCCUGAUGAACUAACAGGGUUAUGCAGGACUUCAUAUUCAGCUUAUUGUUCCCUGGAUGCAGCCGAAUUGGCUGAAAGGAUAGAGCGUCGAGAACAGAUCAUCCAAGAAAUCUGGAUGAACAGUGGCUUGGAAGCAUCCCCUACUAGAAGCCUCAACCCAUUUUAUAUCAAUGAACAGCAGUGCGUUUGUUUUGGAUAACAUGCACUUCUUUUUUUUAACUACCUUCUGUGAAGGAU